Molecule: messenger RNA, 1329 nt
Organism: Didymosphaeria variabile
Lineage: Eukaryota; Fungi; Ascomycota; Dothideomycetes; Pleosporales; Didymosphaeriaceae
Product: Protein png1
Exons: 2
Coding region: 1-1329 (442 amino acids)
Biological process (GO): protein deglycosylation; glycoprotein catabolic process; protein quality control for misfolded or incompletely synthesized proteins
Cellular component (GO): nucleus; cytosol
Molecular function (GO): peptide-N4-(N-acetyl-beta-glucosaminyl)asparagine amidase activity
Source: RefSeq, a predicted model, not a curated record
AUGGAGCACUCGCACGGCGCCUCACGGCCGUCCGCCGCCAAUGUCGACGCCACCCAGCUGGCCACCGAACUGACAGAGCGCUUCCGCCAGGUCCUCAGCACAAAGCGCCUAAACGAUCUCUCUUCGCGAUCCGUACAGUCACGAUCAGCAUCGCCCGCACCGCGAGACUUUGGUACGCCGCAGCCGCCGCCCGUGCAAAACGCUCCCCCGUCCUAUUCGUCACUCCGAAACAUACCCCUCGUACCGGAACCGCCGCAGGACGCCCGCUCGCUCCGCUUCAAGAACAUGCUUCACUCGCUCUCCAACAUGCCAUUACGGUGGGAGAACCCUGGUCUUCUCGACGAAGCCCUGCGGGUAGUACCGUUGGAGCAAAUCUAUAGUGAAGCCGAAGAAGAGAGCCAGAUUCUCCAGGCCGAAGCCGAGAGCCUCGGCGCUGGAAAGAAGGCUGCCUGGGGCUACCAAGACUGUGUCGUUAGAGCGCUCAUGCGCUGGUUCAAACGCUCCUUUUUCUCCUGGGUGAACAACCCGCCAUGUGGCCGCUGUUACUCGCCGACAAUUGGCGUCGGUAUGGCCGCACCGCUCCCGGACGAGCAGGCGCGCGGCGCCAACCAAGUCGAGCUAUACAAGUGUUCACUAGACCACUGCGGUACUUACGAGCGAUACCCGCGAUACAAUGACGCCUUUGUGCUCCUCCAGACCCGCCGAGGUCGAUGUGGCGAAUGGGCCAACUGCUUCAGCAUGCUCUGCCGAGCCGUCGGAUCACGAGUCAGAUGGGUUUGGAACGCUGAGGACCAGGUUUGGACCGAAGUCUACUCAGUUCACCGCAAGCGAUGGGUACAUGUAGACGUCUGUGAGGAGGCUUGGGAUAAGCCUCUCUUGUACACUCAAGGAUGGGGCAAGAAGCUUUCAUACUGCAUUGCCUUCUCCGCAGAUGGCGCCAUGGACGUCACGCGAAGAUACGUGCGAGACCCUACCAAGUACAGCGCUGAACGUAGCCGCGCACCCGAGGCAGUCCUCCACCACAUCAUGACGGAGAUUCGCAACAUGCGACGAAACAACAUGGGCAAGCAAGAGAAGUUCCGCCUCGAAGGUGAAGACAUGCGUGAAGACCGUGAGCUGCGCACCUACGUUAUCACCUCGAUCGCACAAUCAGUCAGCAAGAUCAACGCCGACGACAUCAUUAACGGACGGCUUUCUGCACGAGCAGACCCGGACGCACAGAAGGCACUCGAAGGCCGAACGAACGGCAAUGCCCAGUGGAUCCGUUCAAGAGGAGAACAGGGCCGUGGUACCCCGGGUCAGGAUCCUCACAACCAGCACCCACGAUGA